AAAUUCCGCCGGUUGUGAACAGAGAAGAUUUUCGGCGCCUUUUACUGUUUCAGCACAAUUUUACAAUUGUCCAUCAAAGCCAUUUCACAGAGUCUCACAAGUGUUUAAGUGCUUCUUUGCCUUUGGUUUAUUUUCUCAAGAUGUCUCAGCAGCAGAUCAGCCUUCCUGCCAAGCUUAUCAAUGGUGGCAUUGCUGGCCUUGUAGGGGUUACUUGUGUUUACCCCAUUGACCUGGCCAAAACCCGUCUCCAGAACCAGAGACAAGGACAACAGGUCUACAAGAACAUGAUGGAUUGUCUUGUCAAAACAGUACGAUCAGAGGGAUAUUUUGGCAUGUACAGAGGUGCUGCAGUGAAUCUUGCUCUAGUCACACCUGAAAAGGGAAUCAAGCUUGCUGCCAAUGACUUUUUCCGUCACCACCUUGCCAAGGAUGGGAAGGGCUUGACUGUGAUUAAAGAAAUGUUGGCAGGUUGUGGUGCUGGCAUGUGCCAAGUUGUCAUUACUACUCCUAUGGAGAUGCUGAAAAUCCAAUUGCAGGAUGCUGGGAGAUUAGCGGCCCAGCAGAGAAUGCCAGGUAUCCUGGCUUCCAGUAAACUGGCUCAGACUAAUGCCGUGCUGAGCCGCUCAUACAAUGUGAUGCCAAGUUCAGCCCGAACCAUCUCUGCUACACAGAUUGCCAAAGAGCUGCUACACACCCAAGGCAUCCAGGGACUUUACAAAGGUCUUGGAGCUACACUGAUUAGAGACGUGCCUUUCUCAGUUGUCUACUUUCCGCUUUUUGCUAACCUUAACCACUUGGGCAAGCCUUCUGAAGAUGAUGCGGCACCCUUCUAUUGGUCAUUUAUGUCAGGGUGUGUGGCUGGGUCCACUGCUGCAGUAGCAGUUAACCCAUGUGAUGUGGUAAAAACCAGACUCCAGUCCUUAAACAAAGGUGCCAAUGAGGAGACGUACAGUGGCGUGCUGGACUGUGUGAGUAAGAUCAUGAAGAAGGAGGGACCAUCUGCUUUCUUGAAGGGUGCUGGCUGCAGAGCACUCGUCAUUGCACCACUGUUUGGCAUUGCCCAAGUGAUGUAUUUUGUAGGAGUUGGAGAAUUCAUUAUGAGCCAACGGCCACUUACUCUCCUGUCUCCUUAAGCAAGCUUCAAGAUCUCAAAUGAACUUUAGUUACAGCUGAAGCCAUGAGAGAAACCAUAUUCUCUAAAGAUUUUAGAGUUUAACAGACUGGCGGCUGUGCCGUUUGUUUCCCCGAGUCAGCCUUUGGCCUCACUGCACUUCCUGUCUGGUUUGCUUACUCAUUCGAUGAGCCGCAACCAACGUUUUGCACUUGUUGGUUAGGACUUGUCCUGGAGAACUUUUGACUGUGCUUUAUGUCCUCCUAGAAGGAUCCACUGACACUUUCCCUCAAUGAGGGAGAACGGUCUCACCAUAAAGGCAUCGUGUACAGUAUGACCGAAGUAGUAUUCUUUCUCCUUCUGUAAUGUCUCACACAACCUUCCCCACCCACAUAUACAUGUUUUUCUGUGUCAUGUCUAUGUAAUGCUGUCAUUUGGGGCAAAAAUGCAUGAUGACUGAUUUUACAUGGUAGCUACAAAUGUUAAACACUUCAUUCCACUCAAUGUUUUUGAAUUACUUUAUAGCAUUGCCACAACUGGGGUAAAGGGUUGUACCAAAAGUUCACCAUGAGUUUAAGUUCUAUAUUGCUUAAGUUCUGUACUGAAUUUUGGGGGCCAACAGUUGGAAAAUGGAAGAUUAAGCUUUGUGUUUACCUGACGUUUACUUUGAUACAGUUGUUUUACUGUAUUAUGACCAGUGCUAGAUCCCUGACUUUAAUUACUAUUCCACUGUGUAGUGAUUAGUACUGUAAGUAGGUAAGAUCAUUUCAAUUUAGCUGCCUUGGUUUUUGUACAAACAUUAUUUAUACAGUACCAAGUGUUCAGAUUUCUCAGACAGAAAGGACCAUAACUCUAAAGAGCAGGAAAGGUGAACCGUACCUGUUUGAUUAAUAUUUAUAGUAAGAAAUAGAUGCUACUCUUUGGAAAGCAAUGUUUAAUACAGCUCCUGAGUCAUUGACAAAAACAAUAAACAUCAAUGUGUA
Messenger RNA from Trichomycterus rosablanca, 2094 nucleotides. RefSeq names its product solute carrier family 25 member 55a (gene slc25a55a). The record is from RefSeq and is a predicted model, not a curated record. Bases 141 to 1133 code for a protein of 330 amino acids. The transcript has 10 exons. Gene Ontology annotation, biological process: aspartate transmembrane transport; L-glutamate transmembrane transport; malate-aspartate shuttle. NCBI's taxonomy places the organism in Eukaryota, Metazoa, Chordata, Actinopteri, Siluriformes, Trichomycteridae. Gene Ontology annotation, molecular function: L-aspartate transmembrane transporter activity; L-glutamate transmembrane transporter activity.